AUGCCAGAAUCUCCUCGAUACGCGAGCAGCAUGCGAAGUGGUUAUGACUCGGAUGACAGACAUAGUCAUGCUUAUGGCAGUGUCCGCAAAUAUCGUGUUAAAACUGGUCGAGUGGAGGAGAUCACUGCGCCUCGAUGUGCGCCACGCUCUGACCGUAUAGAACAUGAUCAUCGUGACGACCGCUUUUCUAUAUCAUCAUCAUCGUCAUCAUUUGACCAUCCUCGUAUGCCCAAUACGAUAACGCGCGGUUCCGUUCAAGAAAUAAGGCAAGACCAAAGAUACAAUGACUUAUAUGAGCUUGAUCGUGGACGCCAACCAGGGCCAGACCAGUCGGGCCGAUGGGAACAAAAUCAUGCCUCGCCAUGGGAGGUUGAUCAUGAAGAUAGAAAAAUAGCUAUUAGAAUUACUAAUCACCAUGAUGAUUUCCACAAUCCAGAUAGAUAUCAAGUUGUUACGAACCAUGGUUACGAUUAUCCUUCGUACUCACAAUCCACAAUCACUCGACAGAGAUCGUCUGAGCCUAGAGAGGUUAUAACUCAAAGGGUUCCAAGCCGUCAAGAACAGCAUCAGCUUGUACUGAAGGAGAGAGAUCAAGCAAAUAUUAGAGACGCAAUUUCAGAGCUAAGGAUUGGAUCCAGGGAUGAAAGCGACUAUCAUCGGCAUAGAAAACAUGAUCAAGGGUCCAACCUGACCCAUAAUAGCUCUAGAUCUAUUGGAAGAAUUUCACGCAGUAGAGUCCGACAUAGUCCCUCAAGAGAUUCUGAGUAUAUCCAUUAUGAUAAUUCACCACGUCGAGCUGAACGAAGCCAAAGUACAAACUCACACCACAAAAGACACUUGGCAGAAGGUGCUCUAGCUGGAGCGGGAGUAUCAGCUUUAUUAGCUUCUAAUAAUCGAAACAAGCACGAUAAUAGUUCCGAAAAUCCUGGCAUUAAUAUGCUUGGAGGGGCAGCUCUUGGAGCUAUCGGCGUAGAAGUUCUAACCAGAGCCCAUAGUCAUAAUCAUGGUCAUUAUCAUGCCGAAGAUAGAUCAAGAUCUUCGAGCCGAGACUCUCCUAGACAUGUUAAAUCGGCUUUAGGAAUAGCUGCUGCUAGUAUUGCUGCUGCCGCUGCCACCCACUUUGUUCAGAGUCACAAGGGAAACCAUGAAGACUUCGAAAGAGGCCGUAGUCGUACUCUUAGUAGAUCAAAAAAUCAUAAAUCAUAUCAUUCGGAGCAUAGAGCUCUAUCAAGAAGCCACAGUAAACGUAGAGAUCAGUCAUCUGUGGUUGCGAAAGCUGGAGCUGCAUCAGCCGCCGUUACUGGUCUUAUUCAGCACGCACAAAAUGAAGCACAUAAGCGGGAUGGCCAUCGCUCUCGAUCACGGCUUAGAAGGGGCGUAGAAGUAGCAGGUGUCGGUUUAGCUGGUGCUGCAGUUGCAAGUUUACUUCAACGAGAUCAGAGAGAAAUGGCUUAUCAAAAUCGGAGCCGUAGUCGAGAGAGAGGCAGAAACGAGUCGAGAAAAAGGUCACGUAGUGCUCACCCCAAGCUUCAUUCUAGGUCAGCAUCUAGAAUGGUACAGUAUGGAACAGAUCCAUUCUACGCUAAUCGUCACUCUCAUACAACACAUUCAGAGUUUCGACCACGAAGUCAAUCUCGUCGACGAAGAGACCAUUCUUCAUAUAGAAAAAAUAAUAACGGCUCGCGAAAUCAGAGUCGUAUUCGUGACAUUUUGGGCUCUGCGGCCGCAGCGAUAGGUGUCAAACAUUCCGAAAAUUAUGAAAUCAGAAACGACAAAUCCCUCCCUCGUAGUUAUUCUCGGGCGAAUUCAGUAUCUAAACAUCGCUCUAGAAUUGUUUCUAAUUGA
Molecule: messenger RNA, 1845 nt
Organism: Blumeria graminis f. sp. triticale
Lineage: Eukaryota; Fungi; Ascomycota; Leotiomycetes; Helotiales; Erysiphaceae
Source: the annotation of a GenBank genome assembly